AUGUUCCUGCGUUUUAUACUUUCCACAGACCGCAGUGAGACUGCUACGAUAUUCACCACUCAAAUCUCGCGUGAUGUGACAGAAGUUUGUUUGAAAUUUUCUGCGCCAAUAUGCGUAAAAAUGACCAAGGUCAACAAAUUGCCCGCCACCACUGUCACAUUCUUCAUUUUUAAGUUUACUUUAUCCAUUUGUUCAUUUCUCCGUAACUGUUUCUUCCAUUUUUCUUACGUGUUAUUAUCCUUUCUUUUCCCCUUACUAUUUAUUUAUAACUUCUCUGAUUCAGCCUCUCUCUUUCACUAUCUUUCUCUCUUUCUUUCACUCUUUCAUUCUCUUUUUCUCUCUCUUUUAUUUCUUUCACACUUUUACUUACUUUCACUCUCUUUCAUUCACUCUUUCACUAUUUCACUCUCUCUCUUUCACUCUUUCACCCUCUCUCUUUCACCCUCUCUCUUUCACCCUCUCUCUUUCAAUCUUUCAAUCUCUUUCUUUCAGUCUCUCUCUUUCAGUCUCUCUCUUUCACUCUCUAUCCUUCACUCUCUUUCUUUCACUCUCUCUCUUUCACUCUCUCUCUUUCACUUUUUCAGUCUCUCACUCUCUCUUUCUCUCUCUCUUUCUCUCUCUCACUCUCUCUUUCUCUCUCUCACUCUCUCUUUCUCUCUCUCACUCUCUCUUUCUCUCUCUCACUCUCUUUAUUUCACUCUCUCUCUCUCUUUAUUUCACUCUCUCUCUCUCACUCUCUUUAUCUUUCCCUUUCUCUUUUCUCUCCCUUACUUUCUCCCUCUCAUUUUUCUUUCACUUUUUCUCUCUCUUUUUUAUCGCCCACUCUUUAUUUCACUUCUCUAUUUACCCUCUUCUUUUCUCUCCCUCUUUUCUUCCUAA
Messenger RNA from Acanthosepion pharaonis, 879 nucleotides. The record is from the annotation of a GenBank genome assembly. Lineage: Eukaryota; Metazoa; Mollusca; Cephalopoda; Sepiida; Sepiidae.